AUGUCCCGUGUGCUUGAGUUAUCUUAUGAGAUUGAUAAGCUAGCCAACCUUGUUGAGGAGCGCACCAGGCUGGUUGAUGUACUUCGUAUGCAACCUUCCAAAAGUGACAACGUAUUGAUUAAGAAACACUUAAACAAAGUACUUGAGCUGCUACAGCUAGUUGAUAAUCAAACUGAUAUUGAAAGCUAUGGCGAUAUAAACCAACUGGUAUUGAAGUAUAAUGAGUGUGUUCAGGAAUUUCCUGAUGAGUUUAUCGAUAAGGAAUUAUAUAUGUUUAAUGGCAGGCCCAAAGAAACACUAAGAACUCCGCUGCCGCAACAAGAACAGAAGCGUGUGAGGUUUCAUGAUAAUCCUGUGCAAGACUUACUUGAGCAGCAGCAGCAAGAACAGGACCAGUAUCAGAGCUUUACACGGUACACGGACAAUCCAGAGGAUGAAAGUGAUGACAGAGCGAAGCUUCUUAACUUAGAGACACAAAACGUUUCAGAAGCAGAUAUUUCUCCGUCGCUCUCUAAUCAAGACCUUUUUAUCAAUCAACAGCAGCAGCUAAUGGAACAAGAUACGCACUUGGAGCAUUUAUCUCGUUCUGUUCAACGCAAUCAUAGGAUCUCAAUGGAUAUACAUCAAGAAGUUGAUGAUCAAAACAGAGGGAUACUACAGGAUUUGGAUCAUCUACUAGGCACUACUAGUCGAAAUCUUGGUGUGGUAAAACGAAAGCUUGACAUAUACCAAAAGUCAGCCGCAGAACACGGCCCAUGCGUUGUGAUAUUAGUCUUAUCUGCGAUCCUCAUAUUCCUAGUAAUUGUGUUAUAA
This is a messenger RNA of Eremothecium sinecaudum, 813 nucleotides long. RefSeq names its product syntaxin (gene SYN8). The coding region runs from base 1 to 813 and encodes 270 amino acids. NCBI's taxonomy places the organism in Eukaryota, Fungi, Ascomycota, Saccharomycetes, Saccharomycetales, Saccharomycetaceae. The transcript has a single exon. The record is from RefSeq and is a predicted model, not a curated record.